ACGCAAGAUUACUUCCGCGUGUGCGCGCGCGUGAGAGAGAGAGAUGGAGGGAGUGGAGCACCGGACGGUGAGAGGGAUUGGCGGCGACAUCCACGUGGCGGUGAAAGGAACCGAAAGCGGAGGUGUAGUCCUCCUCCUCCACGGCUUACCGGAUCUGUGGUACUCAUGGCGGCACCAGAUCUCCGGUCUCGCCGCCCUCGGCUUCCGGGCCGUGGCUCCUGACCUCCGCGGCUAUGGCGACUCUUUCGCACCGCCGGAGAUCUCCUCCUACACCGCCUUCCACAUCGUCGGAGACCUCGUAGCCGUCAUCUCCGCUGUAACCGCCUCCGACGACGAGAAGAUCUUCGUCGUCGGUCACGCUUGGGGCGCUCUAAUGGCUUGGUAUCUCUGUCUCGUUAGGCCCGACAAAAUCAAAGGUCUGAUCAAUCUCGGCGUGCCGUUCAAUUUCCUGCCGAAGGAUCCUUCGCCAGCGGUCAAGCCACUCGACGGUUUGCGCGCGUUCUACGGCGACGAUUUGUACGUCUGCAGAUUUCAGGAACCUGGAGAUAUAGAAAAAGAGUUUGCGGAAGUUGGAACUGAAAGGGUAAUGAGGCGGUUUCUCACUUAUCGUACGCCAUGGCCGUUCAUGAUCCCUAAGGACAAAAGCUUUUGGGGUCCUCUCGACAGUCCGAUCCCUUUACCCUCUUGGCUAUCGGAGGAAGAUGUUCAAUACUAUGUAAGCAAGUUCGAGAAGACAGGUUUCUCAGGAGCAGUGAACUCCUACCGCAAUUUUUCACGGAACGAUGAGCUGCUAGGGCCAUGGUUAGGGCUCAAAAUCACGGUACCGACAAAAUUCAUAAUCGGCGAUCUUGAUCAUGUUUACCACAUGCCAGGCAUGAAGGAAUACAUCAACGGUCCUAAAUUCAAAGAGGACGUACCAUUGCUGGAGCCUCCGGUGGUUAUGGAGGGAGUGGCUCAUUGGAUUAACCAAGAAAAACCGGACGAGAUCCUUCAACACAUCUGCGACUUCAUCAACAAGUUCUGAAAACCGAUUCGGUUUUAUUAAACCACCGGUUAAACCGUCUGGUAUAUGUGCCGGUUUGUAGCUUGUGGCUGAUUUCGCCGUGUAAGAGAGACAUAAGAGUUUGAUGAAGCCGUCGCCCUGUAAGCCUCACGAAAUUGUCCUCGGCUUCUAUGGAAUUUCUUCCAUUUAAUCCUUCUCCAUACGUUAAUUA
Messenger RNA from Tarenaya hassleriana, 1214 nucleotides. RefSeq names its product bifunctional epoxide hydrolase 2-like. The transcript has 3 exons. Lineage: Eukaryota; Viridiplantae; Streptophyta; Magnoliopsida; Brassicales; Cleomaceae. The record is from RefSeq and is a predicted model, not a curated record. Gene Ontology annotation, molecular function: hydrolase activity. Bases 44 to 1024 code for a protein of 326 amino acids.